Messenger RNA from Gaeumannomyces tritici R3-111a-1, 1080 nucleotides. RefSeq lists its product as hypothetical. The transcript is spliced from 3 exons. Bases 1 to 1080 code for a protein of 359 amino acids. Gene Ontology annotation, cellular component: plasma membrane; cell cortex of cell tip. NCBI's taxonomy places the organism in Eukaryota, Fungi, Ascomycota, Sordariomycetes, Magnaporthales, Magnaporthaceae. Gene Ontology annotation, biological process: fungal-type cell wall organization. The record is from RefSeq and is a predicted model, not a curated record.
AUGAAAUUACACUACCCGAGCAUCAUCGGCAUCGUCACGGCCGCCGCCGCCGUCGGCAUGGGCAUCGCCCUCCUGACGGCCACCGGCUCUGCGCCCAAUGCCGGCGUCGAAAAUACGUGGAUAACGCUCAACACGUCCCGGGCCGGCCAGAGCACGGUGCAAAUAUCGCAGGUGCCUAGCAACAACCCUGGCGUCGACCCUAAUAGCCUGACGGGGAUCCUGACCGGCCUACUCGACGGCCUACUCGGCAGCCUGACGGGCGCCGUGAACGGCCAGCUGAACGACCUGCAGGGCGAGCUGGUGCGCAACCUGACGCGCAAGGUCGGCCUGCGCCAGGCCUACCUCUUCUUUGUCAGCCACGUGUGCGAGGGCGACUUUGUGAAUCCGAACGAUACGGACUCGGCCGUCAACGUGACGAGGUGCUAUUCGUACAAGGACAAGUCUGAGGGCCUCCGCCGCAUCUCGUCCCAGAUCCCCUCCUCCUUCGUCUUUGGCUCCACAAACGUCUCUAUCCCCCUCGUCGCCGUCCUCGGCAACACCCUCUCCUCGCUCGUCGACCUGGCCACGCAGGGGUCCGCCUUCAUGCAGGCCAUGCUCGUCGUCGGCGUCGUCUGCACGGGUCUCGUCCUCGUCGGCUCUCUAAUCUUCGUCGUCGCCCUGCAGCGCCGCCCCGUCGCAAUCGCCCACCUGGCGCUCGCGCUCCUCGGCUCCGCCGCGUUCUGGGCCGCCGCCGUGGCCGCCACGGCGGUCGCGUACGGCGGCGCGGGGCUCAUCAACGGCGGCGGCGGCGAGGCGCUCGGCGUGCGCGCGUCGGCGGGGUCGCGCCUCGUCGCCAUGGCGUGGGUCGCGGCCGUCCUGUCGGCGCUGGCGGCGCUGCACUGGUGGGUCGUCUGGUUCGUCGAGUUCAGGCGCCACGCCUACGCCAAGCGCCGGCGGACGCCGCAGCAGCUCGGGAGCUACAGGGGCAUCCUGCGCGAGGUGCGGACCGACCGGACGCUGCCGCGCGAGGCGGAGCCCGUGGUCAAGGAGGAGGCGGGCGUGGGGGCGGGGAGGGAUGAUUUGAGGGCUGGGAGGAUUUGA